This is a messenger RNA of Eriocheir sinensis (Chinese mitten crab), 375 nucleotides long. Its product is annotated as autophagy protein 5-like. Bases 1 to 375 code for a protein of 124 amino acids. Lineage: Eukaryota; Metazoa; Arthropoda; Malacostraca; Decapoda; Varunidae. The record is from RefSeq and is a predicted model, not a curated record. The transcript is spliced from 4 exons.
AUGGGGUGUGAGGCAGUGACCCUGUGUGUUGUUGCAGGCAUUACCUGGGGGGCAUGCUGCUUGACCUCCCCUGCAGGGUCGCCUUGCUGCCCUGGAACCUCCCGGCACACUUCUCACACUUCCCAGAACAGCAUCUCAUCCACUGCCCCUCAAGAGGUUGUUGAGUCACUCUUCACGUCCUCCCUGAAGGAAGCCGGCGGCCUGAAGCACCGCGGGCAGGUCACCACCACCAGCCUGCAGGCCAGGGACCACAAACACCUCUGGAUGGGACUCUGGAAUGGCAGGCUUCACUGUGGCUUCACUAAGAUCAACCGCACGUGCAAGACAUGCCAGGCUCUGAUGUCCAGUGUGGAGGAGAUCGGAAUUCUAUCAUGA